Wasmannia auropunctata (little fire ant) is the source of this 8997-nucleotide messenger RNA. RefSeq names its product serine-protein kinase ATM (gene tefu). Gene Ontology annotation, biological process: DNA repair. Bases 156 to 8861 code for a protein of 2901 amino acids. NCBI's taxonomy places the organism in Eukaryota, Metazoa, Arthropoda, Insecta, Hymenoptera, Formicidae. The transcript is spliced from 19 exons. The record is from RefSeq and is a predicted model, not a curated record. Gene Ontology annotation, molecular function: protein binding; protein serine/threonine kinase activity.
AACGGAACCAAACUGUCGAUGCGCUUUGUUCGCGUUCGACGCGGUUCGAUGUUUCGCAAUCAGUUUUCCGAGUCCGAUGUGAUUUUUUUGUUUCAAAUCCACUUUGCAGCGGCUGAUGAGUCGACGUCUGCCAGAGCACCGGGAGAAGUGCAACCAUGUCGCGAAUAUCGGAGAGAAUUUGCGGCAUCCUGAUGCUGGCCAAUAGCUCGAGAGUGACUGAUAAGAGAAAAUGUGUAACUGAACUGCUGGAUGCAUAUAAAAAUGACGACGUUAUUGCAGAGAUAUCCCAGAAUACAGAGAUGAAAGUUCAAGGGAAGGCCACCUGGCCCUGUAUUAUAGACAUUGUUCACAAGCUGAUUAUUGAUGAAGCAGAGAAGCCUCGUAAAGAGACGGCCAAGAACAAUGACAGGCAAUCUCUCAUUAGUCUGAUGAUCGACACGAUUCGUCGAUCCAGCGAAACAUCAUCAUAUCAUCUGAGAAGCAACGACAUAGUCGCGUUAAUAUUGCAGAUAUUGGACUCUAAGGUCUACGUGUAUUAUCAGGAUACAUAUUUGAGAAUAUUGGUGAAAUAUAUACUGCCCAAGAAUGCGAAUCACAGUAAUGUCGCGGCGAGUCAAUGGAGCGAGCUGUUGAACGUUUGCACCAAGCUGUACAAAAAGGCACAUCUUCAGAGCCACAUCGUGUUGGACGCGUUGCAGAUGAUCGUCGAUUAUUCCUCCUUCCACACGAAUUUACUUCUUUCGUCCGUAAAGAGCUUACCGUUAUUUCUGGAAACUAUCUCCAAAGAUGUGAUCCAAGAUGCUCGUGCCGGCAACGAGCAGCUGACAGAGUCCUUCUGCAAGCUGAGCGCCAGCGUAUGCAGGCAAAUCACGACGGAGUCCAGAAUCAUGCUUUGCAAGUUUAGCGAGGGCAUAUCGAUGGAUAUCUUGCGUUUGAACGGCUUUGAGGAAAAGUAUAGGCUGUUGUUGAUCUUCCUACAGAUUCACCAUCCGGACGGUAUCUCUAGGCAAGAAAACGGCGCUUAUGCAUUCAACUGGAAUAAGUGGAGGGAUUUGCUGCGUAGCAUGUAUCUGCUUAUUCUGGAGAACUGCAAAUUGGACGUGCAAUGGCGCAGUUUUAUCCAGUUUGCCAGUGAAGUCAUAAAACAGAUGGUGGACAACUCGACAAAUUUCACUUGCUCUGUCGACGCCUCUUAUUCUCAAGCCAAACGAAGACGAAUUGUGAACAGAAUUGAAAACGUCGUCGACCUGAUAACGGAGAGCAAUCCCGAGGAAGUGUGGUCGUUGCUAAAAAUUCUGACUGAAACAUUAAGGAAGUAUCCCCAGUGCCUGAGACCGCAGGAUCUCGCGCCUUUGCUGCAACGCCUGACAGAGCUCGCUGUGUCCCGCGACGAAUCCGUCAUGAACAAUUUGUACAAUCUGGCUGCUGUGCUCAUGGAGAACGAGAUGUCCAAUGGAGAUGAAGUACAGGACGCCACCAUUCACUGGAACAAGAUCUGGGACAUGCUGCUUAGAUCUCUGGGGGCAAACCAGAACGAGGAGUCGGGCCAUUUGUUAAUCCGCCACUUCAUAAAAUACAACAGGCUGCCGAACGCGAACGCUCUCCUCAGGUUAUACCUGACCAAGACGAUCCGCUGGUCGCCGAACAGCGUGCACACGCUGCAACAGCUGUGCGAGCGUGUCACCCUGCCGACGGACGCGUCCACGUCGGUGCUGGAUUCGUCGCCCUCGAUGAUAACGGAGCCGAUUUGCGACCGAACGCGCCUUCUGGAGUGGCUGCUGAAUAUACCGUGGCAGAAGCAGGCAACGCGACUGUCCGUCGAGACUGUCGAGGACAUCUGCGCGUUGUCGGUGAACCUCGUUCAGCGAUCUCGUCACAGACCGAGCACCACCAAGACGGAGCAGGGAUCCUCGCAGAAUCGCGAGAAAGCGCGUGCGAUCGCUUUCGUGCCGCAUCGAGACAUCCACUCGACAGAUCUCCCGCAACUCUGUCACGCGUCCUUGACGUUCAAGGUGGAGCUGUCGGUGAAGCACUCGAAGAGCAGGCAUGUCGAACGAGAUUCCGGGACGGUGUCCGACACGGGAAACUCCAUCUUCUACGUGCAGGAGGUGUUCAACUUUCUGAUGAAGCGGACGCACAGCAUUAUUCAAGAGGAAGGUUCGAACGACGAGAAUAAGUUCGAAAUCUACAUCGUACUGAUGAAGCUCGCGCUCGUGGCGAGAUUACUGUCCGCAUUGAAGCAGCUGAACAUUCUCACGGCGGAGGAUACCGCCGGCCACUGUCCGCUGAUCGAUGCGAUGGAGAAGCAAUUGAAAUGCAGUUUCGAUUCUUUGGCGAAAAUCGUCUGGGGCAGAUAUAAGCCCAUCUACCUGAGCAUAGCCAGAGCAUUGAGAAUGCUCUAUGGAGCGACCUACGAUACGGAAAUCGCUAAAAUAAUCGUCUCUGCGUCUACGAUGGACAUGAUAAAAAACAUAUUCGAUAUGCUGAAUCUACAGGACGACAAUUAUCACAAUUACGAUUAUUACGAGGAUCAUAACACUUACCAGGGAAGACGCAAGCGCUCCGCCUGCAGCAUGUAUCUGGACACGUCGGACCCGAAGCCGAGCUUUCCGCGCGAGGACGCGAUUCAUCUGCAGAUCGUGGAGACCCUGUCGUCCUUCUGCGCUCUGCACGUCGACGCGGAUCGCAGCAAGACCUCGUUGCAGAAUAAGAUGCAGAACAAUCUGCUGACCACGCAGUGGGACUUGACGAGCUACGUGGACUCCGGGAUAUCGCUGUUGAUCCUCGAGUUGCUCGUUGCGCGCAAUCACGACGAGAUCCAGCGCGAUUACGCGGAUUUGCCGUUGAAAUUUCUGCUGGAGAUGUGCCGCUACGCCGGAGAGAAGAGUUGCAGAGACGCGGAAUCGUUGCGACGGCUGUUGAAUCUGCUACCGUACUUCUUCGAGUACGCGAUCAAAUUACCCGGCUAUUCGCCCAAGGAGCUCGUCCAUGCGCUCGAACAGCUUCACGAUCGUAUUUAUCGUAAGCGAAACUGCAGCGUUCUCGUGCACGCGAGCUACAUGGAGUGCGCGUGCGGCUACGUGCGAAUCGAUCCAGACUUCUCGUGGAGUCGCGUCUCCGACGACUACGACCACGACGUUCUGACGAUACUGGACAGCGUCCUCUGUUACAUCAGCGAUACGCUCUUCGUGCUCCGUUCGCAAGCGGUACAAUGCCUGCAGGAGCUCCUGUCCUUCAGAAACAUCGCUCAUAAAUGGCAGGAACGGAUCUUCGUCAAGGUGGAGGAAGAAGUGUUCAAGCUGCUCGACGAGACGGCCCAACAAUCGAAUUCCGAUUUGCAGAACAGUCUGAUGGAGAGUCAACUGCAGGAUGAAAAAGAAACGAGGACGGCCACCGCGUUGAUCGCGCUGGCCUCCGUGGCGUGUGCAAGCGGAGUUCUUCAGGGUCGCGCCCUGUACAGAAUGUUGCGAUUAACGAUAGAGAAGGAGGUGAACAUACAGAUGGUACAGAAAGUCCUCUCGACAGCGGCGCAAUACACGACGACGUACGAGUCGCUCGUCAAGGAUAACUUGAAUUAUUUGCUGACCUCCUGGCUCGAGGAUGCGCAUUAUCCAUUGCAGACCUUUCCAUGGACGCUCGUAGGAUGCGAGACCGUCGGCGAGUUCUUUAAAAAUAAUAUCAACUGCAUCGUCCCAGUUCUAACUCGCAUUUCGGACAUCGGCGAGGCCAUGUCCUUCUGCACGGAGCGUGCCGAUGCGGCCUUCCACGAGAUCUUCGAGGACGUCUUUCCGUCCUGCUUCGUGUGGCUGAUAUCGCGCGCCAUUGUAUUUGAUGUCGAAGCCAUCGAGACAAUGCGCAAGAUGAUGAAUAACACGGAUGAGUUCGCGAACACGUGCAAUUUCAAGCAGAUGUACCGUUCCCAUCUGCAGGACGUUCUCGUGGAACUGAUACGGCGGCUGCACGACGAGGACGACUUUGGCCGCGUUCUCUCGAUCCCGUCCGCGUGCUUCCCGGCGACGGAUCCGCCGCAUUUCUCACGUGGCGCACUGGAUAUGUGCUUCGAUUAUCUGGAGAAGCGCAAUUUCCUGAACACCCGCACGCUGGUCGAGCAACAACCGGGGACGCUGCAAGGAACGCUGUUACGGCUCGCGAGCGCCGUACACUCGUCGCGCUCGCGCGAGGGUAAGCUCAAGCGGCUGCAUCAGUACACGUACUUCUGCUCGCGGUUGACGGACGAGCUGGCGAGUCCCGCCUUCGACGAGAUGGCCGCGUUCCUGAUCCGCGAUGUGUGCUACAGCUUGUUGCAUCUCACCAGGAGCGGCGGUGAGGACGGCGACGAGGUGCUCGUCGCGGCGUGCUGCAAGUUCCUGGAUACGUUCCUGCGACGAGCGCUGCCCGCGAGAGCCGCGGAGGUCCGGGACGUUCUACGAUUCAUCGUGACGAACCUGAUCGGUCUGGUGCAGUCGGAUACGAGUGGCGUCAGCGAGAUCGCCGCGAGUCUGCUCGAGUAUCUCGUGGUGGAGCAGAGAGACGUGCUGCGAGAGGCCAUCGCGAAACUCGGCUCGUUUCCGAAUCACGGGAUCUUCCGGGACGUGAGGAAGGCGCACAACGCCAUCAGAUCGAAGGACGGAUCCGCGCUUUGCCUCGAGGACGAGCUGGAGCGUUUCCUGGACGCCAUGAGCGAGGAGAACGUCGAGUGCACGCUGGAGGAUCUCGCGAAUUUCACGCAGCAGUUGUCGACAAGGAAAAGUGAGCUGCGGGAAAUACACCGGAAGUUAGAGAGGCCAUAUCCCGAGGAUGGCGCUGGUAUUCUGCACCGGCUAAUAUUCAGACUCAUCAAGCUGACGGAAUCGUCUAAUCCGCACGUGUCAAUGGAGGCCACCAAAUGCCUUGGCGAACUAGGCCCGAUAGACUCGACAGUGGCUCUGCGACCGGUCGGAAGUCUCGUCCAAGAAGCGGACUUCGCGAUAGAGGCUCUGACCUAUCGAUCUAUCGCGAUGUUAACGAGCUUUCUCGUGGAAAAUUCGGUGGAACUUCGCAAGGUAAGCGCCGAUGCCCUUUACUCGGUGCUGUCAACCACCUACGGCCAAAAACUAGUUGACCCCGAGUACUCAAAGAACUUGUCGAACGCCUUCGAGUGCGCACCUCUGAAGAUCGACUAUAUCCGACCAUUUGCUCGUAACCGUGCUGUCAAGCAGACGUCCUUUUACGUGGACGCCGCGAGAUUUCGCGUCGUAAUGAAUCCGGAAAAUCCGCUGUGGACGGUCAGUGGCGGAAGUUACGCCGAGUGGAUCAUCAAGAUCACCUGCAGUGUCGCCGAAUGCUUCGCGGACUCCUACCUGGAGCACUUCCUGUCGGUUUGCCGACUUAGCGUCGAAUUCUGCGAGCUGAUUCUGCCAAGAAUCGUUUACCUCGUUAUCGAUAAAAACGACAGCUUCAUCGGCGCCAUGUGUGAUUGCGUCAAUCAAUUCUUCAGGAAACAUUUUGCGAUCAACGAGGCGGAGACCACCGUAUCGCCGACGUCGAAAGGCGACAGCUGCGACCAGAAGAUCGUACGCCGCAUGCUGGACGUGGUGAACCACGUGCGCGCCCAGCUGCCGGACGGCGCGAUCUUAAGACUCGAGUACGUCUACCUGGCCAGGGCGGCGCACAAGUGCUCCGCGUACUACACGGCCCUGCUGUUCGCGCAACUCGCCUGCGGGUCGAUCUCAACGGGCUAUCCGGACUUCAGCAGUGACCCGAGAAUCGACUACAUCUACGAACGCCAGCCGGAGAUCGGCCGGGUGCUGCAGAACAUCAUGCUGGACACGUACUUGAACAUCAGCGAUCCGGACGCCAAAUCCGGCGCCGGGUCGUCGCACGUGCUUGAUCACGACUCCCGCGUGCAAUACUACGCCCGCACCAAUCGCUGGAAUGAGGUCAUGCUCGCGCAGGACAUCGAGCUGUCCCACAAUCCCUCGUCGCUGACGAACGCCAGGGUGGAGAUGGCAAAGGCGCUGCACCACUCGGGACUGCAAUUUCUGCAAUUGCAAUUUUUGGGCGGUAAUUUGGAUGAGAAAUUCAGUUACGAAUGCGCCUGGAGACUCGGCAAGUGGGACCUACCCGCCAACGACGCCACCGUUGCCAGUUACAACGACUUCCAAUCUCAGCAGUUGCGACUGGAGUCACUGGAGAACGCGUUCCAUGUGCACCACUACCACGCGCUAAAGUGCUUCCACGAGAGCGACCGGCGGGGCACGGAUCGGGCGAUCGAGUGCGGCCGUAUGAGCGUGAUCCACGAGCUGCGAGUGAUCAGCCCGGAGAGCAGCAAAACGAUCAAUCAGAAGCUGUCGCAAUUGCGGCUGCUGCGCGAGAUCGAGCAGCUGAGCUGGGCAGCUGAUUCCCCGGAAGAGACGUAUCCGGUGAUUUUGCGACGCUGGAACCAAAUCAGCCUGAUCGGUCAGUUCGAUCACGUCGAACCGAUCUUGUGGCAGCGUAUCGUCAUGUGCCGCAUCCGUGAGCCCCUACGAACGGAUGCGAAUGUGCAGGAGGCAUUUUUUGCCACUUGCCUGGAUCUGGCGAAGAUCGCGGAGGAUCAGGGAAACUUCUCGGUGGCCACCCGAGCGUUGGGAACUCUCAAGUUGCACCAAAAUCUACCUACGAAUCUGGAGAACCAACUGCUCUAUCAAGAAUCGCUCUUGGAAUGGAUGAAAGGCGAGCAGGUGAUAGCACGCCGUCUGUUACGGAGCCUGAUCGAGAGGAAGGAUCCGAAGCCAAGUCUGAGAGCCAAGGCUCUGCGGGUCUAUGGUGACUGGAUGGCGGAGACCAAGUCUGAAAAUCCUCAGGCGGUGAUACAAAAGUAUUACUUGGUGUCCAUUGAGACCAGCGAGGCUAUCCACAAGCCGACACCAGAUGUAGUAAAAAAUUUACACGAUACACAGGUUGCACUGGCGCGCUUUGCCGAUGCACAGUAUCAGCAAAUUAGUAUGUACAUGAACUCGCCAACGUACGAGGCACUGAAGGAAUACGCUUGCAGCAGCGCGGAUAAGGUGGACCACGCGCAAAUGAAGAACCAAUACUUGAAGCGCGCCAUGAUGAUCAAUCAGAGGCAAACGUCGAACGACGCGGCCGAGCUGAAGAAUAUCGAGCAGGAGAGGCGCAACUAUCUCGCGCAGGCUCUGAAGUACUACCUGAAGACGCUGAGCAGCAGUGAGGAGCACGACCUGCUGAUCUUCCGACUGGUGGCACUCUGGCUGGACAACAUAUACGACGACGAGGUGAACAAGAAUCUGCUGGCCAAUCUGGAUACCGUGCCGUCGUUCAAGUUCGUGCCGCUGGUGCCGCAGCUGGCCGCUCACAUAAGCAACGACACCACGCAGCAGCAUAGCUUCUCCGCACGGAUCUUCCGGAUCCUCAAACGAUGCGCCCUGGAACACCCGUAUCACACGCUGCCCGUGGUGCUGGCGCUGAAGAAUUUGCACAGCGACGACGAGUACGACGCGAGCUCGACGGUCACGAGGAAGGAGGAGCGUCGCGUGCUAGGUGCCAAGAAGCUCCUUGGCCAACUGGCCGACUCCCCUGUGCGAGCGAUCAUUCACGAAAUGGAAAACCUGUCGCGGGCGCUGCUGAGUUUCGCCUAUUGGCAACCCAAGGGCAAAUGCGUUCCCAAUGAACGCAACUCGAUAUCGCGGGAUCAGCCAAUAACCAAGAUCAAGAAUCUGAACAACGUUCUCCUACCGACCCUGAGUCUACCCGUGAGCCGAUCGCGCAACUACGACAACGUGGUUGGCGUGCGUUCGUAUCAGAAUUCCUACGAGUUUGUCGGCGGCGUGAACGCGCCCAAGAAGAUCAUCUGCAACGGGACCGACGGCGUGCAGCGCCGGCAGUUGGUCAAGGGGAAGGACGACCUACGGCAGGACGCGGUGAUGCAGCAGGUCUUUACCGUGAUGAACACGCUGCUGCGCACGUGUAAGGAGACGCAACGGCGGAAUCUACGUAUCAGAACGUACAAAGUGGUGCCGCUGACGCAGAGGUCGGGUGUGCUGGAGUGGUGCGACAACACGUUGCCGAUCACGGCGACUCUGGUGAGCAGCCCGGACGCGCCCGGUUUGCACAAAAAGUAUUAUCCGCGGGACCUAACCGCGGAUGCGGCCAGGAACAAGUUGAAGAACGUCGCGCAAGAAUCAAACGAGGUUAAAUUGAAAGUCUUCCUCGAGUGCUGCAAACGUAUGAAGCCGGCGUUCCAUCAUUUCUUCGAGGAAAAGUAUCGAUCGCCCGAGACCUGGGUCGAGCGAACGCUCACGUAUACACGCAGCGUCGCCACCACGUCCAUCGCGGGUUACAUUCUGGGCCUCGGCGACAGACAUCUGAGUAACAUCCUGAUCGACGAGCGCACCGCCGAAGUGGUGCACAUCGAUUUUGGGGUGGCUUUCGAGCAGGGCAAGCUCCUGCCCAUUCCAGAGACAAUUCCUUUCAGACUAACCAGGGACAUCGAGGUCGCCAUGGGCGCCUCUGGCAUCGAGGGCACCAUGAGGCGCAGCUGCGAGGUGACAAUGACCAUGCUGCGCGAUCAGAGACAGAUUAUCAUCACCCUCCUUCAAGUUCUGCUGUACGAUCCGCUCUAUUCGUGGGCGAUCACGCCGGAGAAGGCCUGCAAGAUGCAGAGCGACGUCGUGAAACGUUUCUCGGAGAACAGCGGACGAGUACCUGCGGAAACCAACACGAUCGCCAAAAGGGCGCUCUUGAGGAUCGAGCAGAAGCUGCAAGGCACCGAGGACUGCCUGGUGUCCAGCGUUCCCGGCCAGGUGGAGAGGCUUCUGCAGGAGGCGCGGGACCCCGCGAAUCUGUGCCGGGUUUACUGCGGCUGGCAGCCGUACUUGUGAAAAAAACCAGUGAACGUUUUAUACAGUAAAUACUCGUAGGAUAAGUUUUUUUAUACCUAAUUUAUAAUGUACAUUCGAAAGUGUCUUUUUUUAUAUCUACUACGAUUUUUAUAACGAAGUAAAGUUCCUCUCUUUU